GCAGGCAGCUCGAUCGCGGGGCCCCUGGCCCAUGGAGUUGCCCAAGACGCCGAGUGACUCCUCCCCGGGGACCCUCCCCCUCUGGGGCACGUCAUUCUUCCCACCCCUGGGUCCCGACCCCGGCGGCUUCUCGCACGCCGGCCACGCCGGGGACAAGUCUCGGCCACCUGCUCCGGAGCCGGGGAGCGGGGGCGCCGUCCUCCCGCGCGUCGGUCCCUGCGCCCAGGGCCCCAUGGAGCUGCCGGCCAGCAACGCCAGCUGCGAGAACGGUUCCCUGAUCAGCCUAUACUGCUCUUCUCAACAAGUCCUAUGCCGGAUUGUCGGUGACCUCAGCCCUGAGAUGCCCAGGAAUGUCACCUCUAGCAGCUGGCGGGAGAGGCUCAGGCAGAACUACAGCUUCUAUGUCGGCCUGGGUCUGGCCUUGCUGUCCAGCUUUCUCAUUGGCAGCAGCGUCAUCCUCAAGAAGAAGGGCCUCCUGCGACUCGUGGCCUCGGGGGCCACACGGGCUGUGGACGGAGGCUAUGGCUACCUGAAGGAUGCAAUGUGGUGGGCUGGAUUUCUCACCAUGGCUGCUGGAGAAGUUGCCAACUUCGGGGCCUACGCAUUUGCUCCUGCUACAGUCGUCACUCCUCUGGGAGCGCUGAGUGUCCUCAUAAGUGCCAUCCUUUCCUCAUAUUUCCUGGGAGAGAGUCUGAAUCUGCUGGGGAAGCUGGGCUGUGUGAUCUGCGUGGCUGGCAGCACAGUGAUGGUGAUACAUGCCCCUGAGGAAGAGAAGGUCACCACUGUCAUUGAGAUGGCUGCCAAGAUGAAAGACACAGGGUACAUCGUGUUUGCUGUGCUUCUGCUGGUGUUCUGCCUCAUCCUCAUCUUCGUCAUCGCCCCACGUUACGGGCAAAGGAAUAUCCUGGUUUACAUCAUCAUCUGCUCUGUGAUCGGGGCCUUCUCUGUGUCUGCCGUCAAGGGUCUGGGCAUCACCAUUAAGAACUUCUUCCAGGGGUUGCCAGUUGUGCGGCACCCCCUCCCCUACAUCCUGUCCCUCAUCCUGGCACUUUCACUCAGCACUCAGGUCAACUUCCUCAACAGGGCGCUGGACAUUUUUAAUACCUCUCUGGUGUUCCCCAUCUACUACGUGUUCUUCACCACGACCGUGGUUACCUCCUCCAUUAUCCUCUUUAAGGAGUGGUACAGCAUGUCUGCCGUGGACAUUGUGGGUACCCUCUCUGGCUUUAUCACCAUCAUCCUGGGUGUGUUCAUGCUUCAUGCUUUCAAAGACCUGGACAUCAGCGAGACCAGCUUGCCCCAUAUGCACAAAAACCCAACCCCACCUCCCGCCCCAGAGCCCACUGUCAUUAGACUAGAAGACAAGAAUGUCCUUGUGGACAAUAUAGAGCUCGCCAGUACCCCAUCACCAGCAGAGAAGCCCAAAGUAUUUAUAAUCCAUUCCUAAAGCUUGGAAUACAUGAGUGAGAGGAUGAGCCCUAUGGUACAGCCUGACUUCUCAGUUUCAGAGCCACCUGGUUAUUUUCAGCACAACUGUUACCAAUGGGCUCUCUUUUCUGAGAUGUUCAUUUAUACCUCAUCACGGUUUCCAGGAGAAAAAUCUCUACCCAGUGAGGGGUGGCGGCAGAACUUCCUGGAAACACAGCCUCAGUAACCAAAUACCCUACUUUAUUUGGUGCCAGCAGGUCCCCUGGACCUCCCUUCUCACUUGUUUCCUCGGUGCUGUCUCUACGUUGUUGGAAAGAAGAUAGCAUUUGACCCGUUGAAUGUAGCCAGGCCAAGAACUUUCCUGAGAUGCUGGUCAUCAGGAAAUCCUUAGCACUAGUUCUCCUGAGACUGAAUCGCCAUUCCUUAGCCCAGGGAUGAAGUGCAGCUGGCUCCCAGAGGCCCAGAGAGCAAUUCGCCAUGCCUCCUCAUCCAGAGCUGACAGAGACACAACUACUGCAAAAUGUCUUCCUGCUUUUACCACUUCUUCUUUGGAGACAAAAGCAAGACCUCAGCUGACCUUCUUACUGUGAAAGCCACCUGCUGUCUGAGAAGCAUUUCCGCUGGCCCCAUUCCCUGAGCACUGCACCCUGGAGGUCAGCAUCUUUGUUUCCAUCAGCUCCACUCCCUCCCCAUCCCUUACCUCUCUAUAUACAUCCUAAGGAGCAGUCACUGAGACAUUCAGGCAGUUGUCUUAGAACU
Molecule: messenger RNA, 2187 nt
Organism: Ceratotherium simum simum (southern white rhinoceros)
Lineage: Eukaryota; Metazoa; Chordata; Mammalia; Perissodactyla; Rhinocerotidae
Gene: NIPAL4
Product: NIPA like domain containing 4
Biological process (GO): magnesium ion transport
Cellular component (GO): membrane
Molecular function (GO): magnesium ion transmembrane transporter activity
Source: RefSeq, a predicted model, not a curated record